Messenger RNA from Oryza sativa Japonica Group (Japanese rice), 2905 nucleotides. Lineage: Eukaryota; Viridiplantae; Streptophyta; Magnoliopsida; Poales; Poaceae. The record is from RefSeq and is a predicted model, not a curated record.
CGCGGUCGCCUUCGUCCGAAUCGUCUCGGUAAAACGCCUUCUCCCCCUCCUCUUCCGCCGCCGCGGCGAUCCCUCUUUCACCUCCACCUCCACCUGCUCAGGACGCGGCCACGCAGUAGUCGCGGAGAAAAGAAACCGAAAAGAAAAAAAAAAAUCUAGCUACGCAUCUCGGCCCGGCCCCCCCGCCGCCGCGCGCUCGGAUCCCCCGACGGCUCGCCGCCACGGCGCCGCCGCCGCCAUGAGCCUCGCCUCGCUCGCCCGCGCGCUCUCCCGCCGCUCCGCGCCCUCCUCCUCCCGCGCGCGCCAGGGUUUCUCCCUCGGUGGGCUAGGUGGGACCACCAGGUCGCCGCCGCCGCCGUCGUCGCCGCUCCCAUCGCUCCAUGGCGGGGAGGGCGGUGGGCUGGGAUUGGGAUUCGUCCGCGGGUACCUGACGGCGGCGCUGGGGAGGCCCGCCGCGGUGAAGGCUGGGACAGACUGGAGGUCCAUCCUCGCGAACCCGCAGUUCCGGAGGCUCUUCUCUGACGGGUCCAAGAAGAAUUACGAGAACUACUACCCCAAGGGCAAGAAGGAGGCGCCGAAGGGGGAUGGGAGUAACAAGUCUGAUUCGAAGCAAGAUUCAAGUACAGACGAUCAAUGGAAUUUCCAGGAGACUGCCUCAAAGCAAUUGCAAAAUUUUCUGGCACCUCUACUGUUUCUUGGACUGAUGCUCUCGUCCUUGUCGUCGAGCUCAUCAGACCAAAAGGAGAUAAGCUUCCAGGAAUUCAAGAAUAAGCUACUAGAACCUGGUUUAGUUGACCGCAUUGUUGUUUCAAAUAAAUCAGUGGCAAAGGUCUAUGUCAGGAGUUCACCACAGUCGAACAGCCAAGGUCAGAACACUGAUGCCAUCAUUACCACCAAUGAUGUUCCGAGCAAGCAUACUCCCAGCAGAUACAAGUAUUACUUCAAUAUUGGAAGUGUUGAUUCCUUUGAAGAAAAGUUAGAGGAAGCCCAGGAAGCUUUGGGAGUAGAUCCACAUGAUUUUGUUCCAGUAACUUAUGUUGCUGAAGUGAAUUGGUUCCAAGAAGUAAUGAGAUUUGCCCCAACAGUCUUUCUUGUUGGGCUAAUAUAUUUGAUGAGCAAAAGAAUGCAGAGUGGUUUUAAUAUUGGAGGUGGACCUGGCAAGGGUGGCCGUGGUAUUUUUAAUAUUGGAAAAGCUCAGGUGACGAAGAUGGACAAAAAUUCCAAAAACAAGGUGUUUUUUAAGGAUGUAGCUGGUUGUGAUGAAGCUAAGCAAGAAAUAAUGGAGUUUGUGCAUUUCCUUAAGAAUCCCAAGAAGUAUGAAGAGUUAGGAGCUAAGAUACCAAAAGGUGCCUUGCUUGUGGGUCCUCCUGGAACAGGCAAGACUCUGCUUGCCAAAGCUACAGCAGGAGAGUCUGGUGUGCCCUUCCUGUCUAUUUCUGGAUCAGAUUUCAUGGAAAUGUUUGUUGGGGUUGGACCAUCCAGGGUACGGAACUUAUUCCAAGAAGCUCGGCAAUGUGCUCCCAGUAUUAUAUUUAUUGAUGAGAUCGAUGCGAUUGGUCGUGCAAGAGGCCGUGGAGGGUUUUCUGGUUCAAAUGAUGAGCGUGAAAGUACUUUGAACCAGCUGCUUGUAGAGAUGGAUGGGUUUGGUACAACUUCUGGUGUUGUUGUUCUUGCUGGUACAAAUAGGCCUGAUAUUUUAGAUAAAGCCUUGCUAAGGCCUGGAAGAUUUGAUCGCCAAAUAACAAUAGACAAGCCAGAUAUAAAGGGCCGUGAUCAAAUAUUCCGCAUAUAUCUUAAAAAACUUAAACUUGACAAUGAGCCAUCAUUUUAUUCGCAAAGGCUAGCGGCUUUGACACCUGGAUUUGCAGGAGCUGACAUUGCCAAUGUUUGUAAUGAAGCUGCUUUAAUUGCUGCGAGAAGUGAGGAAACUCAGAUUACCAUGCAACAUUUUGAAUCUGCAAUUGAUAGAAUUAUUGGUGGUUUGGAGAAGAAAAACAAGGUCAUCAGCAAACUGGAGCGCCGCACUGUUGCUUACCAUGAAUCUGGUCAUGCUGUUGCUGGAUGGUUUUUAGAGCAUGCAGAGCCUCUUCUGAAAGUUACAAUUGUUCCCCGUGGAACAGCUGCUUUAGGAUUUGCACAGUAUGUUCCAAAUGAAAAUCUUUUGAUGACAAAAGAACAGCUUUUUGAUAUGACAUGCAUGACAUUAGGUGGCCGAGCUGCAGAGGAGGUUUUGAUUGGAAGGAUCUCCACUGGUGCUCAGAAUGACCUGGAGAAAGUUACCAAAAUGACCUAUGCGCAGGUUGCUGUAUACGGUUUCAGCGAAAAGGUUGGGCUUCUGUCCUUCCCUCAGAGGGACGAUGGCUUUGAAAUGACCAAACCUUACAGCAACCAAACAGCAUCCAUCAUCGACGAUGAGGUGAGGGAAUGGGUUGGCAAGGCGUACAAAAAAACAGUGGAACUGAUAACUGAGCACAAGGAGCAAGUCGCCAAAAUCGCUGAAAUGCUGCUUGAGAAGGAGGUCCUCCACCAGGACGAUUUGGUUAGGGUAUUAGGAGAACGGCCUUUCAAGGCAUCCGAGCCAACUAACUACGACCUCUUCAAGCAAGGGUUCCAGGAUGAAGAAGACAGCAAGAACCAAGAGGCGGCCAAAACCCCUCAGCCUGAUGAUGACGGAACACCCUCGCUUGGCGAGGUUGUACCCACGUAAUCCUGCAGCAAAUUUACAGCUGUAAAUUGCACUCCUAUUCGAUAGAUUCUUGUUUGUUGUUGCAGCAUAAGAAAAUUUGUAUAAAUUAACGCCCUCGCCUAAUCUCUGAUGUGGGAACCCAGUUGGCUUUUCGCCGGCCAUAGUGUUUCCCUGUUUUAAAUGAAUACGAAGAGCUAGUCGAGGAUCAUGAUUUGAGCU